Messenger RNA from Radiomyces spectabilis, 4109 nucleotides. RefSeq names its product CPSF A subunit region-domain-containing protein. Gene Ontology annotation, molecular function: protein binding; U2 snRNA binding. Lineage: Eukaryota; Fungi; Mucoromycota; Mucoromycetes; Mucorales; Radiomycetaceae. Gene Ontology annotation, cellular component: U2 snRNP; nucleus. The coding region runs from base 237 to 3881 and encodes 1214 amino acids. The record is from RefSeq and is a predicted model, not a curated record. Gene Ontology annotation, biological process: mRNA splicing, via spliceosome. The transcript is spliced from 8 exons.
CUUGCAGAGAGUCCAUAGGUCGAUCGGUCCACGUCGUCUUUUUUCUGCUUCCGCAUUAUAUAAGAACGAAACCGGGUCAAUCUCGAUUUUCCUUUAAAGCUAUUUUCGGCUGUGGUUGUUCCUGACAAAUAGUGAAAACAGCCUGCAUUCCUAAUUCGAAUUCCAUUGACGAACAUUGCAAGUCAUAAGAAAGUCAGCAUCCAUCGGGUUCAUCAGCGUAUUCGACUCUUUUCGACAUGUAUUUGUAUAAUUUGACUCUGAAUCCAAGUUCAGCCAUCAAUCAAGCCAUCCAUGGCAACUUUUCCGGCACAAAGCAGCAAGAGCUUAUCGUUGCGCGACAAACGCGCUUGGAACUCUUACGUCCUGACCCAAAUACCGGCAAAGUCCACACUAUCCUUUCUCAUGAAAUGUUUGGUCUGGUUCGCACCAUUGCACCUUUUCGCUUGACGGGUGCAAGUAAAGAUUAUGUGGUGGUCGGUUCGGAUUCAGGUCGUAUCGUUAUUCUAGAGUACAAUCCAGCAAAGAACGUCUUUGAUAAAGUCCACCAGGAAACGUAUGGAAAAACGGGCUGUCGUCGAAUCGUUCCCGGUCAAUACCUCGCGACCGAUCCCAAAGGUCGUGCGGUCAUGAUCGCCGCAGCUGAAAAACAGAAACUCGUGUACAUUUUGAAUCGUGAUUCUGCCGCACGUUUAACCAUUUCGUCGCCUCUCGAAGCUCACAAGAGCCACACCAUUAUUCAUCAUAUUACCGGUUUAGAUGUCGGUUUCGAGAAUCCCACAUUUGCUUGUUUGGAAGUCGAUUACAGCGAUGCGGAUCAGGAUCCCACCGGUGAUGCGGCCAAGAAUGCCGAAAAGCUGUUGACAUACUACGAAUUGGACCUUGGUCUCAAUCACGUAGUUCGUAAAUGGAGUGAACCUGUGCACUUUCAUGCCAAUAUGCUUAUUUCAGUGCCUGGUGGUAACGAUGGUCCGUCCGGUGUGCUCGUAUGCACGGAAAACUUUAUUACGUACAAGCAUCAAGAUAUGCCCGAAGUUCGUAUCCCAAUUCCUCGUCGAGCCCAACCUCUCGAAGAUAGCAGCCGCGGUAUCAUCAUUGUUGCCGCAGCAGUUCAUAAGAUGAAGAUCAACAAGAAGACGCAGUUCUUUUUCCUUAUUCAGUCGGAAGAAGGGGACUUGUACAAGGUGACGAUGGACCAUGCUGAAGGGGUGGUGCAAGGCAUGACCAUCAAAUAUUUUGAUACCAUUCCCGUGGCUACCUCGUUGUGCAUUCUGAAGAGCGGCUUUUUGUUCGCAGCCAAUGAAUUUGGCAAUCAUCAUCAUUAUUCGUUUGAAAAUCUCGGUGACGAUCCUGACGAUCCUGAAAUUUCUUCGGCGGACUACAUGGAAGCUGAAGAAGCCCAAGAUGAAACGCCGCUUGUAUACUUUAAGCCUCGUCCUCUCAAGAACUUGAUGCUUGUGGAUGAGUUGGAAUCGUUGGCGCCCGUGACGGAUGCGAAAGUGCUGAAUUUAGCCGAUGAAGAUACACCGCGUAUUUAUACUCUGUGUGGACGUGGAUCACGAUCCACUUUGCGCAUUUUGAACCAAGGCUUGGAAGCGUCGGAAUUAGCCGUCAGUGAAUUGCCCGGCAACCCCAGCGCAGUGUGGACAACGAAACUUCGACACGAUGACCAAUAUCACGCUUACAUUGUUGUCUCUUUUGCCAAUGCGACGCUUGUUCUUUCCAUUGGCGAGACCGUCGAGGAAGUCACGGAUACAGGAUUUCUGGCCACGGCGCCGACCAUUGAUGUGGUGCAACUCGGUGAGGACGCCUUGAUUCAGGUCUAUCCUCAAGGUAUCCGUCACAUUCGCGCCGAUCGUCGUGUCAAUGAAUGGCGAGCCCCGGCUGGUCAAUCGAUUGUCCAAGCCGCUACCAACAACCGCCAAGUCGUAGUAGCGCUCUCGGAUGGCGAAAUUGUAUAUUUUGAAUUAGACAAUAUGGGCCAAUUGAACGAGCAUCAUGAACGCAAACAAAUGUCAUCGAACAUUACAUGUUUGGCUAUCGGCGAUGUUCCGGAAGGAAGGCAACGAUCGCGUCAUUUGGCAGUGGGCUGCGAUGACCAAACGGUGCGUAUUCUCAGCUUGGAUCCCGAUUCAUGCUUGGAAUCGAUCUCAAUGCAAGCCGUCCAAGGGGUGGCUUCCAGUUUAUGUAUUGCCGAGAUGUUCGAUACUGGUGUGGAACGUGGACACGGUACACAAUACCUGAAUAUUGGUCUGUCCAAUGGUGUACUUUUGCGAACAAUUUUGGAUACAAUUACGGGCCAACUAUCAGAUACACGCACACGAUUUAUUGGUGCCAAAAGCAUUAAAUUAUUCAAGAUUGAAAUCCAGGGCCGACCUGCGGUGCUGGCCUUAUCGAGCAAACCCUGGGUUAGUUACACUUUCCAAAGCCGACUGUAUCUCACUCCGUUGAGUUACGAUAUGCUCGAAUACGGUAGCCCUUUUAUCAGCGAACAAUGCCCUGAUGGUGUCGUAGCCGUCGCAGGCAAUACAUUAAGAAUUUUCACUGUGGAAAAGCUGGGGUCUAUUUUCAAUCAAGUGGCGAUUCCUCUCAAAUACACUCCUCGAAAGUUCGCACUUCACCUGAGCACAAGAACGUUUGUGGUGGUUGAAAGUGAUUAUGCUACAUUUUCACCCGCUGAAAAACAAAAAGAACUUGCCAUCAAGGAGAAAGAAGGUUUUGAAAUUGAUGAGGAUAUUACCAAUUUGGAUCCCCUUCAGUUUGGUCAUGUACGCAAUGCGGCUGGCAAAUGGGCGAGCUGUAUCCGUCUGGUGGAACCUUUCCAGGGAGCGACACUGCAUGAACUGGAAUUGGAAGAAAAUGAAGCGGCUUUUAGUGUGGCCAUGGUCCAGUUUCGAAAUAACCCUCACUCCAAUGAUGCGAGUGAACAAUUUGUGGCGGUGGGAACGGGCAAAGAUGUUCAGUUGGCACCUAAAUCCUGCUCUGGAGGGUUCAUCCAUCUGUAUCGUAUCGUAUCGAAUGAAGCGGGCGGGCUUCAGUUGUCUCUCAUUCACAAGACCCCUGUGGAAGACGUACCAACGGCGUUAUUGGGAUUCCAAGGUCGGUUAUUAGCCGGUAUUGGCAAAGCAUUGCGCAUUUACGACAUUGGACGGAAAAAGAUGUUGCGAAAAUGUGAAAAUAAGUCGAUUCCGAACCAAGUGGUCAGCCUACAUACACAGGGUGACCGUAUCGUUAUGACGGAUAUCCAAGAAUCGGUUCAUUAUGCAGUGUAUAAACAUGCUGACAAUCGCAUUGUUGUGUUUGCGGAUGAUACCACACCUCGAUGGAUGACGGCUUCAGCGAUGAUUGAUUACGACACGAUUGCCGGUGGCGAUAAAUUUGGCAAUUUCUUUGUCGAUCGAUUACCGCAAUCGACAAGUCAAGAUAUUGACGAAGACACGACGGGCAAUCGUAUCUUUUACGAAAAGGGAUAUCUUCACGGCGCUCCUAAUAAGGUUGAUAAUUUAUGUCAUUACUUCACAGGAGACAUCAUUACAUCGCUGCAUCGUACGACAUUAAUAUCAGGAGGGCGAGAGGUUCUAUUGGCGACGAGCUUCCUUGGCGGAAUUUCACUCUAUGUACCAUUCGUAUCCAAGGAAGACGUUGAUUUCUUCCAAAUGCUGGAAAUGCAUAUGCGUGCGGAAGCCCCUCCUCUAGCUGGACGAGAUCAUUUGGCUUAUCGCAGUUUCUACGUACCUGUGAAAUCGGUGGUGGAUGGCGAUCUCUGCGAACAAUUCAAUUUAUUGCCUGCAGAAAAACGAAGAAUGAUUGCCGAUGAAUUGGAUCGAAGCGUGUCCGAAGUACAAAAGAAAAUUGAAGACAUGCGUGUGCGUUCUGGUUUCUAGACAAUGAAUCUCUAACGAUAUUAAAAUGCUUGGGAAAUUAGCGAUCUGUAAAUCACAUGAUCUACAUUAAGUAAUCAGGACCUGUUAAACCUUUUUUUAAUCUUUCAAUCAUGCCUUGCUGCCCACUUUCACGAAAGGCGAAACAAUCAGCAGCAAGAUGCCGUUUGCGCCAGUUGUGGUCAAACAGAGCAUCGUCGUCUUUCAAAUAAAAAUGUGAGUAGAGCUCUU